GGCACGUCCUCACACCCCUCUUAGCUCUCUAUAUAACACCCGCCGUGAAAUCAAGAAAACCCACAGUUCCGAUUGCCUCGCCGGAGACAAUGGAGGUGAUAUACAUCAUACUGGGAGUGUGUUUUUCAGUGGGUUUGUUGGCAUACGCAUGGGGAGUGCUGGGUUGGGUGUGGUUUAAGCCGAAGAAGCUCGAGAAGUGCCUAAAACAGCAAUGCCUUAAAGGAAACCCUUACAGAAUCCUCUCCGGCGACAUGAAAGAGCUCGCGGAGAUGACGAGUGACGCCAUUUCCAAGCCCAUGAAUCUCUCUGACGACCACAUAGCCCCAAGAGUCAUUCCAUAUUAUGUUCUGCAUGUCAACAAAUAUGGUAAAAGCUGUUAUGUAUGGAUGGGUCCAACGCCUAUGGUGUUAAUCAGGGAUCCUGAGCUAAUAAAGGAGGUUUUAAACAAACAUUAUCAGUAUCAGAAGGCUAGGGCCAACCCACUGGGCAUGAAGCUGGCAAGAGGACUGGCCAACUAUGAGAAAGAUCAGUGGGCAAAACACAGAAGAUUACUCAAUCCUGCCUUCUAUACUGAGAAGCUAAAGCUUAUGCAACCGGCAUUCUUGCAAAGCUGCUGUGAAAUGAUGAGCAAGUGGGAAGGGAUUGUCUCAGGAAAAGGAGCUUGUGAACUGGAUGUGUGGCCUGAUCUGCAAGGCCUAACCUGUGAUGUGAUUUCUCGAACGGCGUUUGGGAGCAGCUAUGAAGAAGGAAAGAGGAUCUUUGAACUCCAGAGAGAACAGGCCACGCUCGUCAUAGAAGCUUUUCGUCAAGUUUAUGUACCUGGAUGGAGAUUUGUGCCAACUAAGAGGAACAGAAGAAUGAAUGCCAUUGAGAAGGAAGUGAACUCAUCAAUCCGGGGUAUUAUAGACAAGAGAAUGAAGGCGAUGCAGAGUGGGGAGACGAACAAUGAUGACUUAUUGGGCAUAUUACUGGAAACCAACUUACAAGAAAUCAGACAGCAGGGGGGUAAGGAAUUCGGAAUGAGCAUCGAAGAUGUCAUCGAGGAGUGCAAGCUGUUCUACUUUGCAGGGCAGGAGACUACUUCGGUGAUGCUGGUGUGGACUAUGGUUCUCCUCAGCAGAUUCCAAGAUUGGCAAGUGCGAGCUAGAGAAGAGGUGUUGCAGGUUUUCGGGGAUCAGGAACCAGAUUUCGAAGGAUUGAAUAGCCUUAAAGUUUUGACAAUGAUUCUGUACGAGUCUUUAAGGCUAUACCCGCCAAUAAUUGACAUAGUUAGGUGGACCGUGGAGGAAACUAAACUAGGAGAAAUAGUUCUGCCACGAGGGACAAUGCUGAUGUUGCCUACACUCUUGAUGCAUGUUGACAGUGAGAUAUGGGGUGACGAUGCCAAAGAGUUCAAACCCGAGAGGUUCAGGGAAGGUAUAAUGAAGGCGACAAAUGGUAAACAAGUAUUUUUCCCAUUUAGCGGGGGACCUCGAGUAUGCAUUGGUCAAAACUUUGCUAUGGUAGAAGCUAAAAUGGCUAUGGCUAUGAUUCUGCAACGCUUCUCGUUUGAGCUUUCCCCUUCGUACGCACACGCUCCAUUUUCAAGGGUGACCACUCAACCUCAGCAUGGUGCUCCUCUAAUUAUGCAGAAGCUUUAAUAUGCUUCUUCCCAGUUCCCGAAAAGCCACUGAUCUGUAGUCUUGAAUCAAAUUUCUAUGUAUUAUGUACUAUGUAAUGUUUACUGCAGACUGAAUCUACCCUUCUCUAUAUAUGAACAAAUAAACAAUUUGCUUUGGACA
This is a messenger RNA of Ipomoea triloba (trilobed morning glory), 1781 nucleotides long. Its product is annotated as cytochrome P450 CYP72A219-like. Bases 90 to 1640 code for a protein of 516 amino acids. Gene Ontology annotation, molecular function: monooxygenase activity; iron ion binding; oxidoreductase activity, acting on paired donors, with incorporation or reduction of molecular oxygen. The transcript is spliced from 5 exons. NCBI's taxonomy places the organism in Eukaryota, Viridiplantae, Streptophyta, Magnoliopsida, Solanales, Convolvulaceae. The record is from RefSeq and is a predicted model, not a curated record.